This is a messenger RNA of Alnus glutinosa, 2204 nucleotides long. Its product is annotated as protein STRUBBELIG-RECEPTOR FAMILY 2. Gene Ontology annotation, biological process: protein phosphorylation. Lineage: Eukaryota; Viridiplantae; Streptophyta; Magnoliopsida; Fagales; Betulaceae. The transcript has 16 exons. Gene Ontology annotation, molecular function: protein kinase activity; ATP binding; protein binding. The record is from RefSeq and is a predicted model, not a curated record. The coding region runs from base 1 to 2172 and encodes 723 amino acids.
AUGGCCAAACAGUAUCCACAGUUGUGUCUUGCGGUAAUGAUCUUCUCGGCAAUUCUGGCUUCAAAGGCUUGGGCAUUCACCAAUCCACUCGACGUCACUGCUCUUCAAGACUUGUACAGGUCCCUGAACUACCCACCAGAGCUGAAGGGAUGGAGAGUGGAUGGUGGGGAUCCUUGCGAGGAAUCAUGGACAGGAGUGUCAUGUUUUCAGUCAUCUGUUAUUUACCUUAAAAUUCAAGAACUUAACCUCACUGGGUAUCUUGGAGGCCAGCUCAAUAAUCUGCAUUACUUGAAGCACCUGGAUGUUAGCUCCAAUUACAUUCUGGGUGAAAUUCCAUAUAGCUUACCCCCCAAUGCCACUCAUAUAAAUCUGGCAAACAAUUAUCUGCACCAAAGUAUUCCCCACUCUUUGCCGACCAUGAAAUAUCUCCGACAUAUAAAUCUAAGCCACAAUUUGUUAUCUGGACCAAUUGGCGAUGUGUUUACUGGCUUACAGAAUCUCAGAGUGUUGGAUCUGUCAUACAAUAAUUUUACUGGUGAUCUUCCAAGUUCAUUUGGAUCUUUGACAAAUCUUACUGGACUGUUCUUGCAGAAUAACAACUUCACUGGAUCGGUCACCUACCUGGCUGAGCUUCCACUAACUGACCUGAACAUCCAAGAUAAUUGUUUUAGUGGCAUUAUCCCAAAGCAUUUUCAAUCAAUACCAAAUUUAUGGAUUUGGGGGAACAGGUUCCAUGUACUGGACAUCACUCCACCCUGGGAUUUCCCCUUGGAAACUGUGCCCAUUGACCAAAAUAUUGGUGCCCCUCCUACAACUCAGUCAAGUGCCGUUGAGAACUAUCCCUCUCACAAAGAAAGCGGACACAAGAAGAAAAUGCUGACUCCUGGAGGAAUAGCUUUUCUGGUUGGUGGAGUAACUAUGGUGGCAACAUGUGCGGCACUUUUCAUUGUGAUCCGCAUUAACCGAUCCCGUGCACAGAAUCUUAAGCAGUCGGGAAGUGGCAAUAGCUCGCCGCACUCUCUUCCUGUCAAAACGCCACAGAGGUUGUCUUUGAGCUCUCAACACGUUCAUCGUCCAAGGCGGAUACCUCCUGUUUACCAUGCCAGGAUCGAGAAAAAGUCCAGAAGAAGAAGUUUCUCUAAGAGAUGCAGACUCCCAGCAAGAACAAAACUUUAUACUGUGGCAGAGCUUCAAUCAGCUACAAACAGCUUCAGCGAAGAGAAUCUUCUCGGAGAGGGAUCUCUUGGUUCUGUUUACAAAGCUGAAUUUCCAGAUGGCCAAGUUUUGGCUGUGAAAAACAUCAACCUGAUUGCCCUUUCUUUGACUGAAGAAGAACAAUUCAUGGAUGUUAUUUGGACUGCUUCCCGUUUGAGGCACCCAAACAUUGUCACACUUCUUGGCUAUUGUAUAGAGCAUGGGCAGCAUCUUCUUGUGUACGAGCAUGUCAGAAACUUGUCUCUUGACGAUGCUCUGCACAAUGAAGCAUACAAGUCUCUAUCAUGGGGCCUCCGUCUCCGGAUUGCCCUUGGUGUUGCUCGGGCUUUGGACUAUUUGCACUCCAAAUUCUCGCCUCCUAUUGCUCAUAGCAACUUGAAGGCUGCCAACGUCUUACUUGAUGAAGAACUCGUGCCUCGUCUCUGUGACUGUGGGCUAGCUGUUUUGAGACCACUAACAAGUAAUAGAGCUUCUGAAAUUGCCAUUUGUGACACUGGCUACAUUGCACAUGAACAUGACCAACCAGGAUUUGAUAACACAAAGAGUGACAUCUAUACCUUUGGUGUGCUGCUUUUGGAGUUAUUGACAGGAAGGAAACCAUUUGAUAAUUCAAGACCGAGGGAAGAGCAAUCUCUGGUGAAUUGGGCUUCAUGUCGGCUUCAUGACAGUGAGAGUUUGGAAGAGAUGGUUGAUCCAGGCAUCAAACGAACAAUAUCCUCCAAGGCUCUCUCCCGUUUUGCUGAUAUUCUCUCCCUCUGCAUACAGCCUGUGAAGGAAUUCCGACCUCCAAUGUCCGAGGUUGUGGAGUCACUUAACUCUCUGUUAGAAAAGCUCAGCAUGGCAAAAGGUGGCACAGUAGAUGGUAAUGAAGAGGAGGAAAAGUCUUUCCGUUCAACCUACACCCGCUUCAUAGGCUCACCUGAAUUGACCUAUUCAUCCCCUGGCCUUGACCACUGAUACCAGUUCAAAGACUGAAUUUACGUGACGAA